UUGCAUUUUCCCUUUUUCCCUUUGGAAGCCCUAAUAUCCGUUUUCUUUCCUGUGUAAAUUUGGACCCCUUAUCUGUUGGGCUAGAACAAAAUCAUAGAAUACAAUUUAGUUUUUUUUUUUUAAAGAAAUUCUACAUACGGGCACUGAGAGCAUAUUAGCCUUUUUUGAGAGCCCUGACCAGAAUUUGUCUUUCAGAGAUAUUAGGCUAUAGUCGUUAUAUUGAGUACUAGAGAUUUUUUCCAAUGUCGAAUUUUGGCACCAUCAAUACUGCUACAAGUCCUCACAACCCUAACAAGUCCUACGAGGUUGUACAGCCGCCAACUGAUAGCAUCUCAAGCCUCUCUUUCAGUCCAAAAGCUAACUAUUUGGUGGCAACAUCCUGGGAUAAUCAUGUAAGGUGCUGGGAAAUUCAUAGUACUGGUGCUAGCAUGCCCAAAGCUGCAAUAACACAUGAUCAACCGGUUCUUUGUUCAACGUGGAAGGAUGAUGGUACUGUAGUUUUUUCAGCUGGCUGUGAUAAGCAAGUUAAAAUGUGGCCUCUGCUCUCUGGUGGUCAGCCAGUGACAGUGGGAGUUCAUGACGCUCCUAUUAAAGAGAUUGCGUGGAUUGCAGAAUUGAACUUGCUUGUAACUGGAGGUUGGGACAAGACACUAAAGUAUUGGGAUACUCGACAGCAAAACCCAGCAUUUGUCCAUCCACUUCCUGAACGAUGCUAUGCGCUGAGUGUUCGGCAUCCUCUUAUGGUUGUUGGGACUGCAGAUCGAAACGUGAUAAUCUUUAAUCUGCAGAAUCCACAGACAGAGUUUAAGAGGGUGAUGUCUCCCCUUAAAUAUCAAACAAGAUGUGUUGCAGCCUUUCCAGACAAGGCCGGAUUUUUGGUGGGAUCCAUUGAAGGAAGAGUUGGUGUUCACCACAUAGAGGAUGCACAGCAAAGUAAGAACUUCACUUUCAAGUGUCAUAGGGAUGGGAAUGACAUCUAUUCAGUGAAUUCAUUGAACUUCCAUCCUAUUCAUCAAACGUUUGCAACAGCAGGAUCUGAUGGAGCCUUCAAUUUCUGGGAUAAAGACAGUAAACAAAGGCUAAAGGCAAUGGCAAGGAGCAAUCAACCAAUUCCAUGUAGCACAUUUAAUAACGAUGGUUCCUUAUAUGCUUAUGCGGUGAGCUAUGAUUGGAGUAAGGGUGCGGAAAAUCAUAAUCCAGCUACUGCUAAACAUCACAUUCUUCUGCAUGUACCACUGGAAAGUGAGAUUAAAGGAAAGCCCAGAGUUACAACAGGUGGAAGGAAGUAAAGAUAAUUUUCUUGAAUCCAACAUGUUAUCUUUGGGGAUUUUGUGAAUGCCUUGGUCUAUUUGGAGAUCCAAUUUUGUAUUUAACAUUGGUAUUAAUCAAGUUAAUUGAAUAUGGUUUCUGCACCUUCCAUGGGUUGACGUGGAUGAGGCUGUAAACAAUUUUGACCAACAAAUUUAUUUUUAUAUUCUGAUUCACAUUUAAUGUAUCUUUUAAUAGAAUGAAUAUUUACAUAUAUAAAAUUAUUCAAGAAUAUAGUGACUUGUAACCUUUCAUUUCCUAGAAAUAUAUUGCUGCUUUCACAUAAACCAUAUGUAAAAUUGGUGUUUGGAGUUUAAUGUGAUGUUUUUUAACGUGA
Cryptomeria japonica (Japanese cedar) is the source of this 1645-nucleotide messenger RNA. RefSeq names its product protein RAE1. Bases 243 to 1289 code for a protein of 348 amino acids. Gene Ontology annotation, cellular component: nuclear pore. NCBI's taxonomy places the organism in Eukaryota, Viridiplantae, Streptophyta, Pinopsida, Cupressales, Cupressaceae. The record is from RefSeq and is a predicted model, not a curated record. The transcript is spliced from 12 exons. Gene Ontology annotation, biological process: RNA export from nucleus; transcription-dependent tethering of RNA polymerase II gene DNA at nuclear periphery. Gene Ontology annotation, molecular function: RNA binding; ubiquitin binding.